GCAGCGGGCUGGUUGCGGCGGGGCGCGGAGCCGGGCCCGCCGCCGGGGAGCGGGGAGCGUGUGCUGGGCGGGGACCGGGCGGCGCGGCCGGGAGCCGGAAGGUGUCGGCGGCGCUUCCACGGGUGGCCCCCGCGGGGAGCGAGGGGAGCCCUGCCCGGCUGCGGCCCCGCACGGAGCUCGCGGUGCUCGGGGCUGCGGCGGGAGCCCUUCCCCGCCCGGCCGCCUCCCUUACAUAAUGUCACCUGUGGUACCUGCGGCUCCCUCGUGUCACAGCGGCGGGUGGUCGGUGGUGACGGUGGAGCUGGGCUUUCUCUGAGGUCAGCGGUCUUUAAAUUUUAGGUGUGUGAAUCAGCCUAUCGUCACUGAAGCAUCAGUUUAAUCUUGCUAACUUGACAACCGUUGUAUGCCAGCCUGUGUCAAUACCAGACCAACGUGCUCCUGAUCAACCAGAUCUUUCAGAAAUUUUUUAAAAAGAAUCCUUGGUGGGUAAAAGAUGUGCCAUGGAAUGGUAGCAUCAAAGAGCAGCACAGGAUCAUCUCUUGCCUUGACUGGCCAUGGGUUAUUUUGUCUGCUAGUUAUCUUUGGUUCCUUUAUCUUGGAAGCACAGUCCACAGGUUGGCUGAGCAAAUCCAAAGGACCUGCAUAUUGUCCCCAGCCACCACAACCGGAGAAUGGAGGCUAUAAAUGCCACCCUAGCCCCUGCAACAACCCUCUGACUUCAGGCAGUGUCAUAGAGUAUCUGUGUGUUGAAGGUUACAUGCUGAAAGGAGAUUACAAAUACUUGACCUGCAAGAAUGGAGAGUGGAACCCAGCCAUGGAAGUCAGCUGCAGGCUCAGCCCAGAAAAGGACUCUCCUCCGGCAAUUGGAGUGCCCACGCUGUCCAUAGUAGCCUCCACAGCGAGCUCUGUCGCCCUGAUUCUGCUGUUAGUUGUGCUGUUUGUUUUGCUGCAGCCAAAGCUGAAGUCGUUCCAUCAUAGCAGGCGAGACCAAGGUGUGUCUGGAGAUCAGGUCUCUAUUAUGGUGGAUGGUGUCCAAGUGGCCUUGCCAUCCUAUGAAGAAGCAGUAUAUGGCAGCACAGGGAAUUGCAUUCCACCCUCGGACUCCCGAGUGCAGAUCGUGCUCUCAGAGGGAGCUGGACAGAAUGGACCCAGGGAGAUGCAGCAGCCAGACCAAGGGGCUCACAAUACCUUUGAAAGAGAAGAUGAAGCCCCUGGACGUUCUGGACUGUGUGAAGCCAGUGGCUCUCAGCGCUCUGAAACUGUUCUUGUGCAUCAGGCUGCUACCUCUUCCUGGGUAGCUGGCAUGGCUAGCAGUAGACCUUUAAACAAAGAGGUCCAAGAUUCAGAAAGCAGUGACAUACAGAGCCUUUUAUCACUCACUUCCUCUGAGGAAUACACAGAUGAUAUUCCCUUAUUGAAGGAAGCAUGAGGUCUGCUGUGUUUCUCUAGUCUUAUCCAUCUUGGAUUUCUUCCUCCUCCCCUCUCCCUGCCUUUGGGACAGAAGCACUCUGUGCAGUCUUCCCCAUCCUCGCAAGCUGUACCCUGGAUACCUCCGAGAAGAGAUGCCCUCAGCUGAAGAUCCAAAGGAUGUCGCCAGGUUGCCUCCUGGAUGCACCAGUGGAGUUGGUGCAGCGCUGGCUUCCCCGUUCCAUCAGCAUCAGGGGCUCAAGGAACAGAGUGGAUUUGAGCUCUCCUCUUCCCCAGCCAGAUGUUUGACAGCAGUCUCUGAAGAGCUGCUCUUUUCUUGUGCCUUUCUCCUCCUCACACCGGCUUGUUGCAGCUUAUCAGCCUUUCUAGCCCUUCUGCUGCCCAGAGAGCAGGGGCUAAACCUGCUUGCUCGCUGGGUGCAGACACAAUUUAAAUAUACGUAUAUAUGUUAUAUAGGCUCUUCUUCCAGCAGCCUCUUUGUGAUAGGGUGGGACAGAACACCUCACUGGGACUGAAAUUGGGCUUGGGAGGGAUCGCAGCUGAGGGGCAGCUUGUGAUGUCUAGAAGCACCUCAGAUGAUGGGCUGUAUGGCAGCUUAGCCAUGCAGGAACAGUUCACUGAGAAUUGCUUAAGCACUGAAGGCUGAGAAGUCCAGCAUGUAGGAAUGCCCUCUGUCUCAUGUCUGCAGGAGUCCAUUCCUGAAAAUCACUUUUGUCUCCUUCUUCCUCUACCAGUGCAGCCCACUGGAAGAGGUUCAGGUGUUUGAAAAUACCAAGACAAAAAAAAUGCCAGUAGGUAGUGAAUUCCUAGUGCCAUUGGUGCAGUCCCAAAUUCCUUUUCCAGCCACAGUAGGUACUUGAACCCUGGGUAGCUACCAUCUCAUAGGCUGGUGUGUCUUCCUAGCUUCAUUCAACAAAGGGUCUGCUGGUUUAGCCUGGUGGGCUCCAGUGGGCCCAUAGAGAAGGGCUCUUCCUGUGCCGCUGGAGGUAAGCAGCAUUUGUAAAGCUUCUCCUAAACAAAGUGCCAGCCUGUUGCUGUGAGGGAAAGUCGAGUACACUGACGGCAGUGCUAGAGGACACCACAGCUCAGUCCUGAAGUUUUAAGGAUUGUUUCAAAUUCUGGUAGUAGGGAAGGGAAAAUUCAGAAAUAUGUGUACGUCUGCCCGCCAGUUAUCUACAGCAGGUCAGACUGUCCAUGUUGGGACUCUGUAACUGCAGGAAGCCACAUUUGUCUGGGGUACAUGGUCCAGUACAAAUGCUGUGGUGGUUGUAAGAUCCCUCACUGAGGUCUGGACACUGUUCCAUGGGAUUGGUUUCAGCAAGAAGAGUUGGCUUCUUAGAUGCUGCAUGUACCUUGUCAUAACUGUCUUGAAGUAACCAGGGAAGUGUUUGCCCUGUGAGAAGCUGCUACAUUUUUGAGUUGAAGGAGCAAAAUAGCAAAAUGUCAUGGCCUUACACAUCAUGUGGUAAUGUACAGGUAAACAGGGAUGUUGUCUUUGCUGCUUUGCUUUUGGUUUACAGUCCUCGCCAUCCUCAUCCUCAUUGCUACAGUAAAAAACAUUACAGCACUUGACAAAAAUGAUACAACAUCUUUAUGUUGGCUUAUGUGGGUUAGCUCCAGUUCUUUGAAAUGGGGAUUAGCCAUAGUGUCCAGCUGUGUAUUUGCUAUUCCUUUUCCUGAAGAGCUGUUAAAUCCCAGGACACAUGGAAUAGUGUGUGUCUGUGGGUGGAAGAAUCCUUUUUUCCCUAUCCUUGUUAUAGAGGGAUGUUAAUUUAAAAUUGCAGUGUUUUAAACAUCCUUCCCUGUUGCUCAUGUUACCUUGCAUUAACACAAGAGUUUGAUAAAUCCCAUUUGGGUGGUUUAGGUAUUUUUUGUUCAGUUUGGAUGGUGAAAAUCCUGUGUCAUUUUACAGUGGGCUGUGGUGUCUCAGCUUCAAGUGCUGUAGAAGACAAAUGUUGUUUACACAUCUGCCAUUGGAAUUUUAAAACAUAAGCAUGGGAACGAUUGUGUUUAGCUUUUUGACUGUUGGAAAUGGUCUAAGCUUGAGUAAAUUCUCCUUCAUUGUUUUAUUGGAGGGGUUAAGCAAGUGUAGUGGUAAGGGAGUGUGGAGGAAAGUCUGUGUGACUUUCCUGCUGCCUAACCAGCUCAGAGCAGGAGUUGUUUUUUAUGCAUUGUAGGUCCUGUCUGCUCAAACUGACCCUCAGCAAUGCAAGGUAUAGAAGUUGGGGAUGUGUUGCCUUCCUGAAAGGGAAGUGCUGGGUUGGUGGGAGAAGCUGGAAGCUGAUCCCAAGGCGUGAUCUUGCUCUGGAUGAGGACCUGCACCACCAGCAGAAAACAUCCUCUGUGGCCUGACCUCCUCUCUGCUGUUAUAAAACAAGCAACUGCCAGCUUGGGAGAGAAAGUUCAGAUAGGGUGGGGAAGUAAAGAAGACAAGCUCUACAAAGAGAGAGUGUUUUAAUUUCACAGAAUCACACAUAAUUAACUAGGACCUUUAAGACCAUCAAGUCCAACCUAUGACCGAACACCACUUUGUCAACCAGACCAUGGCACUGAGUGCCACCUCCAGGGAUGGUGACUCCACCACCUCCCUGGGCAGCCCAUUCCAAUGCCCAAUCACUCUUUCUGUGAAGAAUUUCUUUGUAAUGUCCAGCCUAAAUUUCCCUGGCACAGCUUAAGACUGUGUCACUGGUUACCUGGGAGAAGGGACCAAUCCCCACCUGGCUACACCCUCCUUUCAGGGAGUUGUGGAGAGUGAUAAGGUUUCCCCUGAACCUCCUCUUCUCCAGGCUGCACAACCCCGGCUCCUUCAGCCUCCUCACAGGAUUUGUGCUCCAGACCCUUCACCAGCCUCGUUUUCCUUGUCUGGAUUCAUUUGAGCAUCCUGGUGUCCUUCCUAAAUUGGAGGGCCCAGAACAGGACACAGCGCUCCAGGUGUGACCUCACCAGUGCUGAGUACAGGGGGACAAUCACUGCCCUGGUCCUGCUGGCCACACAGCCCAGGAUUCCAUUUGCCUUCUUGUUCACUUGGGCACAGCUGGCUCAUGUUCAGUCUGCCAUCAGUCAGUAAACCCAGGUCCUUUUCUGCCUGGCCACUGUGCAGCAACUCUUCCCCCAGCCUGGAGCGCUGCAGGGAGUCAUUGUGGCCAAAGUGCAGGACCUGGCACUUGGUCUCAUUAAACCUCCUAUCAUUGGAUUCUAUAAAAUUUUUUGGAAAUGGCUAUACUAAUGAAUGGGGGAAAUGCAGAGGUGGAGGAGGGAAAUAUGCAAGUGUAGCUAUUGUGAUCAAGCAUAAACAGGCAGCUUCUCUUGUCUUGUUGAGGGUAAGCCAGCAGGUUCCAGGCCAGUCUCCAUAAUCCCAUCUGAUGAUUCCAGAUCCUGCAGAAGAGCUCUGUUCACUGCAGCAAAUCUUUUUCAAGGUGGAGGGAGAGCAAGGCCUCACUUUACUGGUUAUCAAAUUAUUAUUAUUCAUUUGUGUUUGUUUUAAUUCUGCAGAGGCUGAAGGACUGAGAAGGCUUUUGGUAGAGAUGUAGGAAAACCUACUUUGCACAGUCCUAUCUUUACUUAAGGGAGCAAGGCCUGAAGCCUAAAGAUCCCUCAGAUGUAAGCUGUGCUCUGCCUCAGGAAUGUUCAUUAUCUCUGGGCUGAGUGUGGUCUCUGUGGAUUUUGCCAUAAGUAGAUGCAGCCUGGAUCUCAGUGUUGUGGAUGGGAAGCACAGAGGCUCAGCCUUGCAAGAUGUAAUACAGUAAAUAGGUUUUUUCCUUUUCUUUUUUCCCUGCACUGAGGCCACAGUCUCCAUACCUUUUCUUCCCUCACCUGUGUCUGGCAAAAGAUUUCAAAGGGAGGCAUUUUUGCUUACUUUUCUUACUCCCAACACAAUCAUCUCAUGCUCUGUCAUAUGUGCUGGAUCCUGUGAUACUCAAGAACAUUAAGAUUAUUUAAUUAUAUUCAGAAAAAUAAAAAUAGCACUUAUUUUAAAGCUUUCCAUUAAUUUUGGAGUCUGAUAGUUAGGAGGGGGAAAAGGGCAUUUCAGAAAUUCAGGAUAUUAUGUGCAAUAGAAAAGCUUCCUUGCUUCUUUCCAGUUCCAUAGUGUUUUUAAAAAAUAAAUGCAACUCAUUGCAGUGUUUACAGCCCAAGCAUUGUAGAACUGGACCAGCUUGAGAGAACCAGGAUGUGAAGUUGGCAGUGACCCAUGGGGAAGUGGGCCAGUCUCUUGUCAGGGUCUGCAUCAUGAAGCUCACCUCAAAUGAUGAGCCAGCUUGGACUGUGUCAGAGCCUCCUGCAGCCUUGAAGGGUGUCAGCAGCACUGGAGAGAGAGGGGUUUGUGUGUUCUGCUUUUAAAUAGCUUGUGCCUCCCCAUCAUUAACUGCAGAAGAUGUAAAAGUUAAGCCAGGAGAGAUGCACUGAAGCAUGUGAAUUGUUGCUGAGUUAAAACAUCUGAGUUUGGGAGGGAGAAGAGCUUAAUGCAUUUUUAUCCUUAACCAACAGGGAAGUUGCUGGGUAGCACAAUGUGUACUCAGCAAGCAGAGUGCUUUUCUCCCCUUGAACAUCUCUGCUGAGGUUUUUCCUUGGCCUUUCAGCUCCGGUGUGGUGAAUUGUUUACUGCAUCUGGAGUCUUAAUUUGGCCUUUCAGUGUGUGGAGAACUCAGGAAGGAAGAAAGCUGUUUCACAUGCUUUGGGAGGAAACAUCCUAAGAUGCUCCCAGAAGUGGAUGACUUGGGUCAGUACUGAGGAGUGGGGCUCAGAGAGCAACUGGCUCAGCUGCUGGAAAUAAUCUGGGAUGGUUAAGUCAUUUGCAGCAGAGAAAAGGGAACACAAGGAGUUGUCCAAGGAAGAGCUGAAAGUAGAGGUUUACUGCAGGCUAAUGAGCUAAUGCAAUCAUGACCAGGUUGUAAGGAAGCUUGUGCUUUGUUAGAUGAUUUAGCAUACACCAGCAGGCUUGCUGUAUAUAAAAAAAAAUAAUGUACAACUGGUAGGACACACUGAGCUGUCCUUGCUGACCUUUUUAGAACAUACUUGCAAAAAACGUGGUUUUACUGUUCUGAUAGCAGUUUAAACAAAUAAUCUGCCUUGUUACUCUAUCCAGAUAACUAUUUAAAUAAAUUUCACUUUGUUCUUUUGUAUAUAAAUGCAAUAAAUCCCAUUCACUUUGCACAUCCUGCCUCACCCCAUCCUCACCCUUCAGUCCUUACCAGGGAACAGCAGAUUGAAUUUGUUCUAUGUGAAAACCUUUGCUUGCAGAAGAACUUCAUUAGAAAACAGUUUUUCUCUACUGUAGGCUUUGAAAGUGCAAAGGGGUUUCCUAGAGCAAGCUUCAUUUUAAGGUGUAUUUUUAUACAAGAAGUAAGCCUUUUUCCAGUCCUAGCACACCAGGACAGAACACGCCACUUCCCACACUUCAGGGCCGUGUGUUCAGCACUGCUUUCAAACUCAACCCUCUGCAGGUGGUGUUCAGAUCUCUGUACCCACCAGAACAUGUUGUAUUGAUGCUCUGCAUAUGCUUUCUGUAAGCUAUGCUUUUGCUUCUGUCUUCAAGUGAGAACAGACAGAGGCAAACUGAGUUCUGCUAGAAAAUGUUUUAGUUCAGAUUCUCAAAGAUGCUUCCUUCCAAACGAAAACAAAGUCGUCUGAAGCAGAAGUCCUAUGAUGUGGUGGGUAGACUGCUGAUAGUUGCUGAUGCAAGUGCAAGGGGAGCUUGAUUGCCUUUCUGCAUUAAUCUUUUCUUUCCUAUAUGUGUUUUAUUUUUAUCUGAAUUGCACCACUAUGGAAUUAUUUGCAGAAUGGUACUCCAUAUGUAUGUGGGAAUUAAAACCAUAACUGAUGCUGUGCAGGAUGUCACUCAAUUGGUUUUAUUUUGCUUUAUUUUAUAUGUAUUUUCUGGUAUCCUGUACAUUGCAGUGGGUGUGAAGAUAGUAUUUUAAUAUUUGUACAAAGUUUAAUUUAAUUGUUCUAUGUAUAUAACUGCAUUUCUAAAUUAAAAAAUUCUUUUGAAGUGAA
Messenger RNA from Poecile atricapillus (Black-capped chickadee), 7422 nucleotides. RefSeq names its product sushi domain containing 6 (gene SUSD6). NCBI's taxonomy places the organism in Eukaryota, Metazoa, Chordata, Aves, Passeriformes, Paridae. The coding region runs from base 494 to 1429 and encodes 311 amino acids. The transcript has 8 exons. The record is from RefSeq and is a predicted model, not a curated record.